Bolinopsis microptera is the source of this 1934-nucleotide messenger RNA. RefSeq lists its product as uncharacterized. Gene Ontology annotation, molecular function: mRNA binding. Gene Ontology annotation, cellular component: cytosol; ribonucleoprotein complex. Lineage: Eukaryota; Metazoa; Ctenophora; Tentaculata; Lobata; Bolinopsidae. The record is from RefSeq and is a predicted model, not a curated record.
AACCUGGCCCAUCUGAACCUGUCAGACCUGUUCCAGCUUCAUCUCAGCCUGUUCGUGAAGUCUACAGAACAUAUGUUGCACCUGCCAAAAGUCCUGCUGUACCUAGACCUGUUCCAGCUGCAUGUCGACCUAAUCCACUAAAUAAUCCACUGAUUAGUCGGAUACUCCGGUACGGGCGGUAUCCGACUAAUCAGAGUAAUAUUGGGGUCAAGCAGCCGGGUAGACCUUUCAGUGCUUUCCCAUCAAGUAGCUUGAGUCUUGGACCCAACAUGAACUGCUGUGAUGAUACUUCUGAAAAUGAUUCUCUCCGAAUCCUUAUAUCAAACAUACCUAACAUACCUAAGUUAAUGAGAAAACAAGAUUUAAUGUGGCAUUUCAAAGAUUUUGGUAAAAUUGACAAUCUUGAUUGGAAUGUUGAGGAAGGGACUGCUGUAUUAACAUACCAAGAUUCAAACUCUGUGUCCAAUUUGAUUGCCGCAUCCCCAGGAAUUUCUCUGUAUGGUCAUGGUAUACAAUAUGAAGUUUAUUCAGAUAGUGAAUCUGAAUAUGAUUCAACUGAAGUUUAUGUUGGGAAUCUGCCUGCCUCAGUAUCAAAGAGAAAACUACUUCAGCUGUUCAAAUUUGCUGGUAGGAUAUCGAAUGUAAACAUUGACAAAGAGAAUUCAACAGCAAUUCUAAGCUUUGAAGAUGUAGAAUCUUCCAUCAGAUUGCUUGAAUGUGGAAGAAGAUUUAUGUUAGAUGGUAAUGAAUUGGAAGUUGAGGAAUGCGCUAGUAGUAGCAGUGAGGAUGAAGAGGAAACUUCCACUCUUUUUGUUGGGAAUGUUCCAAAAGAAACCACCAACGAUGAACUAAAACGCUUAUUUGCUGGCUUCGGGAAGAUUAAUGAAUUUACUAUCAAAAACGGUAGAAACAAACGGAAGACCUACAAUUAUGCAUUGGUUGAAUAUGAAACUGUUGGCUCAGCUCUUGCCGUUAUUAAGGCCAGUCAAGUCAAAAAUUUCGAAAUCAGAGGAACUGCCUUGAAAAUAGAAUUGAAAAAGAACAACUAGACCUCCCACUUUUCUCUGAAACCUGUCAGAGUUCGAUCUUUAUACCGUUUCGGGAUUCAGUAAUUUUCACUGCUUGUACCUCUACAUAAUUUGAAUGUGUUAAAUGUAUCCUUUGUUAAUUUAUCGAAUAAAAGUACUCUGCAUCAAAAUUUUUCUUCGGGGGUUAAAUUUCUACAUUCAAAUUUAUAUCUUUACAAUUUAUAUCUUAGUGCACGGAAGCCUUGACUACAACAACUUACUCAUGAUGAUACCAAGUACCAACCCUUAAACGCUAUACAAAAUAUAACAGAAUGUCAAAUAAUGCGAGGUAUUUUUACAUCCUCCAGCUCCUUGAAAGUUAGAUUUUUUAUAUAAUAUGCCAAAAGUAGUUCAAGUAAAUCAACUGGUAAAAUCUUUUUAAUUCGGUAAUUAUAUAAUUAUGUAAUUAUGGCCAAAUUGCUGGUUAUUUUAUUAAUUCUAGCAAUUUAAUUUAUAAAUGAAUUGCAUUUAAUAAUAUUUAAAUAUUUGUUGAUUAAUCAAGGUUCGAAGACCUUAGAUUUUUAGCUUUAGAUAGGGAGGAGUGGAAGAAGUUAGAACAUGGUUGAUGUUUUUGUUUUCUUUUUUAUGCGUUUUGAUAUCUAUAAGGUGCCUAGGAUGCUCUUUUAAAGAGAUAUUUCGUACUUUGAAAGAUUUACUACUACUAAUCAAAUAAAUCUGCUGAGCCUCUUUCUAUUUUGUACUCAUUUAUUAUAAUGGGUACAAUUAGGUAAAAAUGAAUGUGACUCAAUUCGUUAUGAUGCAAUGCUAAAUUUUGUUUCAAGAUUUUUUAUAGCCAGUUCACAAAAUAUGCCAAGUUAUUUAGUAUACUUGUGCUAUCAUGAUAAUUAAUAAUUUCACUCUUCUAAA